Ectocarpus sp. CCAP 1310/34 is the source of this 2293-nucleotide messenger RNA. NCBI's taxonomy places the organism in Eukaryota, Phaeophyceae, Ectocarpales, Ectocarpaceae. The record is from the annotation of a GenBank genome assembly.
CAUACAGCAGUAGUAACUUUGAUUGUUAUAAGUCAACGUCUUUGCAGUAGUUCACUGCAGAUCUGAUUUUGCAGAUCGGGGAUGCCAUGGGCCGUUCCGGAGCUCUGUCAGUGCUUAAGCAGCUAAGAGUAUGGACGCUGGUGGUGUUGGCGCUUCUUUUUCGUGACAGUCAGGCAAGACAUAACCACUGCUGUCUGGCAUACUCCAUCAGCCCUCGAGGGGGCAUCAAAGCACAAACUAGCCGGCCACCUACUCUAGCGGGGACAAGAGUUAGCCCGUGGCACGCGGCAACACCGGGCGUUAGAGGAAGGGAGGGCGGCGGCGGCGGUGGGCUUCGAUCCACGGCGGCGGCAUCGGCGCCAGGCGGUGACGGGGGAGGACAGGCCGGGCUGGAUGAACGGCAGGAAGAUGAGGGGAAGACGGGCGUGCAAGGGCAAGAGGCGGCGUUUGAGUGGACAAGGCAGUGGUACCCGGUGGUGGUGAUGAGAGACCUGGAGGCUCGCGACCCGCGGCAACCGUACCCCGUCAAGCUGCUGGGAGAGUCGCUGGUGGUUUGGAAGGACCCCAAGGACGAUGGCUGGAAGGCAUUCACCGAUAAGUGCCCUCAUCGAUGGGCGCCCCUGUCGGAGGGACGAGUGAACCAGGAAACCGGCCGCUUGCACUGCAUCUACCAUGGAUGGGAGUUUGAAGGGGACGGUAAGUGCGGGAGCAUUCCUCAGGCAAACCCGGACGCCCGCGACAUCGCCCAGAACUCGAACAGGCAACUAAUGGCCUGCGCUACGGUAUUGCCGACGCAGGUCGUGCAGGGCAAGCUGUGGGUGUGGCCGGACUCGAGUCCCGAGGGGGUCAAGGCCAGCGAGAGCGUGGCCCCGGUGGUCGUGCCCAACUUGGAUCUGGAUAACGGGGACUGGGGCAGCAACUGGUACGCAAGGGACCUGGCGUACGGUUUCGACACUCUGGUGGAAAACCUCGUCGAUCCGGCACACAUCCCCUUCGCUCACCACGGCGUCAUCGGUCAACGGGCUCAGGGUAGUCCGAUGGCCAUCGAGUUGGAAGAGCUGGCACCAGGCGAAGAAGGGUUCUUGACGAAACCCACGGGCUACAGUGGGCGCGAUCUCAUGCGGGUGAGCUUCAGGCCGCCGGGCCUUGUCUACUACGAGAACGACUACACCAAGUCACUGCCCUUCAUGGCGAAGGGUCUGCCCCCGCCCCUCCGGGUUGUGUACUGGGCGAUGAAGAAGUUCAACCUGGACAAGCGCGUGGCGAUGGAGCGGACGGACAGGGACCCAAGCGACCGGUGCCUCUUUUACUUCAUCGGAUACGCGGUGCCCACCUCCCCCGGCCGGUGCAGAAUAUUCACAAGGUCCCCCCGCAACUUCUUCCUGCAGCAUCCCGUUAUCCCGCGGCGCUGGCGCAACAGUCUCGCAGGGGAGCACCUCGGUCAACACAAGGUGCUGGACGGGGACAGCACCGCCCUUCACGUGCAGGAACGAUAUCUACUGAACGCCGGUCAACAAGGCGUCAAGCAGCCGGAGAGAACCUUCUACAUGCCAACGCAGGCGGACGUGACGAUCAGGGCCUUCCGGAAGUGGUACAACUCCCGCGGAGGUGGAGGUCCUCCGUGGGCCCAGGGGGUUGACCCUUCCGACCUGGGUCCGGUUCUCCCCCGCGAGGAGAUCUUGGACAGGAUGGUCGCGCACACCAAGGACUGCUCCGCCUGUGGCAAGGCUUACCGAGUGUCGGGCAGGGUGAAGAAGGCGGCCGUCGGAGGGGCGUUGCUGUUCCUGACGGGGGCGGCGGUGGCUCCGCGGGGGGCGCUGGCUCUCAAGCUUGCCGCCGGGGCCCUCGCGAAUGCGGGCCUCGCGGUUGCCAUGGCGAAACGUCAGCAAGAGUUUGUUUUCGUUGACUAUGUCCACUACGACCGAGAGUAAUACAAUUGUAGCAGGACAAAGGCUGUGGCGCGCACGCCGCGGCGAUGGAAGGGGGGGCGGGGGGCCUGGGCGCGAGUUGUCAAUCUUUUUUGUGUCGCACACCGUAGCUUGACCGGGUUUGGCGUGCUCGCCGGUGCCACAGGUGGGCAUGAUGAAAACGUACCGGGUCAGGCCAGUACACUGCUGGUAUUGGCGUUGACAAUGGGAUGCGUAGACGGUAGGGAGAAAUUGAGUUCGACAGGGGGUGGGUUCGGCACGCCUUUCCCUUUUGUAGACUGCCCCUCGGGUCUUGCCUAAUAGCGCUGAGUCCUCGUGAUUUGUUUUUGCGAUGCACGUCUUGCUCCCUUGUGUGUGUGUGUGUG